Messenger RNA from Ilyonectria robusta, 379 nucleotides. RefSeq lists its product as uncharacterized. Lineage: Eukaryota; Fungi; Ascomycota; Sordariomycetes; Hypocreales; Nectriaceae. Bases 39 to 266 code for a protein of 75 amino acids. The record is from RefSeq and is a predicted model, not a curated record. The transcript is spliced from 2 exons.
GAGGACCGAGACUGGAACGAUUUUCCUUCACGCUUGGCAUGAGAACCGAACAGAACCCGUUUUCUGCGGAGCUGGCGGCGAUGGCAUACGCAUUGAGGCACUUACCUGGCCUGAGAUACCGAAGUGUGGCACUGUUAACGAGCAACAAAGCUGCCGUGCUUACGAUCCGAAACCCCCGCCAACAAUCCGGCCAAGAGUAUGUUGGAUGCAUAUACAACUCUAUUGAUACGUUAAAGGCCAAUGGAAAUUCAGUAACUGUCAUAUAGGUGCCCACCAGUACUAAACACAAGCUCCUGAAGACUGCUAAAGAAGAGGCACGGGAUACAACCCGAGACGGUGCCAUCCCGGCUCUGAAGUUUCCCAGAAUGCGAUCGACGAC